This is a messenger RNA of Macrosiphum euphorbiae (potato aphid), 270 nucleotides long. The record is from the annotation of a GenBank genome assembly. Lineage: Eukaryota; Metazoa; Arthropoda; Insecta; Hemiptera; Aphididae.
AUGGCGACUCCGCAACAGAAAGCAUUUUGCGUCUUACGUUUCAAUAAGUGCGAGUCGGCGAUAACCGUUCAACGUGAUUUUCGAAGAACUUAUGGAACUGAGCUCCUACUGCUCAAAGCAUUCGACGUUGGCACCAAACUUUCCAAGAAAGUGGUUGUCUGUGUGCACAGAAACGCUCAGGUCGACCUCGUACCUCUGACGAAAACAUCGAGCGAGUUCGACAAAGUUUCGUUCGAAGUCCACAGAAGUCUACACGUCGUGCAGGCUUAG